Messenger RNA from Brassica oleracea var. oleracea, 506 nucleotides. Its product is annotated as protein NUCLEAR FUSION DEFECTIVE 6, chloroplastic/mitochondrial-like. Bases 51 to 323 code for a protein of 90 amino acids. Lineage: Eukaryota; Viridiplantae; Streptophyta; Magnoliopsida; Brassicales; Brassicaceae. The record is from RefSeq and is a predicted model, not a curated record. Gene Ontology annotation, cellular component: mitochondrion. The transcript is spliced from 4 exons.
CCUAUACUAAGCCCAAAGUUCAUCUCUUGCAGAAAAAUCAAAACGUUCAAAUGUCCGCCGCCAGAUCAUUCCUCCGCUCCGGUGCCGGCCGAGCCGCCGCUGCAGCAUUUCGUUCGCCGAAACCUAUGCGGUCUUCGUACAAGGCGCCCAAACAGAGCCCACUCUCUCACCGUGUUUUCAGAUCUCCGGUGGCAUUGAGCUGCUGCGUGGAGACGAUGCUUCCGUACCACACGGCCACUGCUUCCGCCUUGCUCAAUUCCAUGCUCUCUGUUUCUUCACGUCGCUGCUCCGUUUGGACUCUUGGAGGAGAAGAUGAUAACUGAAGCACAAUCAACAAGAGUGAUAUAUCAUUGAUGAUGCAUGAUGAUUUUCAAACGGAGAUUGCGGGAAUGGAUGCAUGUGAAGUGAAGAUGAUGAAGUCAUGUUUUUUUUUUCCAUUGUAAAGAAUCUUCAGUGACAGUAAAUUGGAUCAUGUUUCUUCUUAGGUCAUAAGAUCUGCCUUUUAA